Oryzias latipes (Japanese medaka) is the source of this 6787-nucleotide messenger RNA. It is a transcript of the gene lrrtm2, whose product is annotated as leucine rich repeat transmembrane neuronal 2. NCBI's taxonomy places the organism in Eukaryota, Metazoa, Chordata, Actinopteri, Beloniformes, Adrianichthyidae. The record is from RefSeq and is a predicted model, not a curated record. Gene Ontology annotation, molecular function: protein binding.
AGUUUAGUUAAGUCUGUGCAUGCAUGGAGGUAUGGGUAUCAGCUCAAAGAAAAGCUGUCACUUCGCCUAAAGCCAGCCCUCAAUGUCUUUCAGUAUCAUAACAAAGGUUCUAUUCGUCAAAGUACAUCAAGAAUGCAUACCGUUCAGAGAUGUGUCUUGGUAAAGGUAAUCCGUGAAUGUUACACUCCCUUAACUAUAAAUGCUGACACAAACAAUAGUAGAAAAGCCUCACUGUGUUUAUGAUAUCUUCUUUGUAUGAAGCACUGUUUUUGAGAGGGCCCAAGACAAAGGUGACUUCGUUAGGCUAAUGCCCAUUGCUUCUGCUUAAGAGGACGAGACAGAUUUAAUGUCCUUUCCACAUCAACACUGGAGUUUAAGGCUUUGUUAGUUGGAUGGAAAAUCAGUGUUGAAGAUCAAUUGUUGAAGCCUCAUCUUCUGUUUAGGGUCGUUUCUUUAGUCUUUUAAGAAAAUGAGGUUUAAAUAAAAAAAAAGAUUUGUUAACUACAUAAAUUACAGGUCAUUACAUUUCAACGCUAUAUGUAGUAGUCACACUGCUAACUGUGGCACAGCAGUGAAUGGUCCUUAUCAUAGCACCCCCACAGAGAGCUCAGACAUGCUCAGUCACAUUCUGCUAGCUGCUCAAGCAUAACCUGAAAAUGUGAAACUUUCAGGAAGGAAGGAAGGAGAGGUGGAGGACGACAGUAAGAAAGAACCUGAUGGUGGAAUCCAAUCAAAUCAGAUGGAUGUGGGAGAGGAGCAGGGUAAAAGAUGAAGAAAAAAAAGCAUGGGUCUUUGACCCCCAUCCUGCAUGCUUCAAUAUAGUGCUAUGGAUGGCGUUGACCUGUCCCAUCCCCCAAUGUCCAUAGCACAUUAAGGGUGUUGUGUAUGUAUUUAGAGGCAAGGAAGCACAAAGCCCUUUGUGAUUUUUGUCUUUUCUAAAUGUACUAGUAUGGUUAAAUUCUGGCUGUUCUGCUUUAAACUGUUCAUUUCCAUCCCUACAUGCAUAACCCUUUCUCAUUCCUUUGGUAAAAAGGUUGUUAAGCAUUUCCUUAGAUGCCCAUUACAGAAGCACUUUUUCACAGCAUCUUUUAUAACAGUCAGUUGAGGCUCCAUCCAUCUUCUCUUGGACAGAUUUAAGAACAAUUUUUAACAAAGCACCGGCAUAGAGAGCCCUAAAACAAGACUACCAAGUUUUAAAAAAUAAGCUUUUCUUUCCCUAGUAUUUCAUCAAGUUCAAAUCAAUGAAUCAAUGACUAGAUAUGGAGAAUAUAUUUCAAUUGAUCAGAAUUGUGUAAACAAAAAAUAGCAAAAAACUAGAGAAUAUUCCUCUUUCCAGCUUCAGUUUUCCCUCCAAGUACUUCCUUGUGCAUUCUGCGUUAUGACUCAACUGUGAUACAUGUGGAAAACACGGCAGUAUGCACGAUAAGUGACCCGGAAACUUAAACCCAGAUGGGUGUUAAGCUGGAAGACCUUGGCACUGGUAUGACAUAAGCAAUUUAUCCAUUAAAUAAACAAAUAAAUACAUAAAUAAAAACCAAAGGUAAAAGUCUGGUUUAAGUUAGAGCAAAUACCAUAUGGCUCCAGCAUGAUCUUCCCAAAGAAGUGCUCUUCAUCCCAUAAAAGCACAGCUAUUUAGCACUUGUUGUGUCAGCAAGUCUACACCCAGGAUUUAAGAUGUUAACAUUUUUAACACAUUUCUCCCUUAAGAGAUAAAAAAAAUUUUAUUCUUACACAAAUACUGUAUUUUGACAUCUGAAGCUGCAGGCAACAAAACUUCUAAUCUAGAUGUGUGUAUGGGAUUUUGCUUCUUUUGUUGUUUUUUUCUCUCAUUUAAAUUAUUAGAUGAUACCUAUACAAAAAUCAACGCAAAGUUGAAAUCUGCAAUGGUGGGUAAUUUCAACAGGAAGCUACUGCAAAACAUUCAAGAUAUCAAUAUUCUGAUGGUGACGAGCCAGUGGGAGGGAAGAGGGAUGGAACGGGAGAUGGAGGAGGACUAAGGUGCACAAGAACUUGAGGCAGAGAGCAAGUGGCCAACGAUGAGAGUGAGGGUGUUCGUGUGUAAGGGAGAGAAAACGAAGGAGAGAGAGAAACGGAGGUGAUGAUCGACGCCAGGCUGCCACCACUCUGUAGCAGAGAGUGGCUGCAACAAAAAGCACAGAAUAACAUUCCUUACUCUCUGCUCUGCUUUUUUUCUCUCCCUCUUCUCUCUGCGUCUCAGCGCAGAUGAGAACUCCGCUCGCAGCUCUGCAGAGGCUAUGCUGAGCCCGAGUCGGCUUCGGAGGCAGGAUCUCUGGCUGCCAUCAACAAGUUAGGUUGGACGACCGCAGCCGGGAAAGAAAUGAUCUUCAAUUAACCAUCUGAGCUGGCGUCAUUGCCGUGGACAGAAAACAAAAGGAUUAAAAGAAAGAAGAAAAAAGGAGGGAGGGGGAGAUCUCUUCAGUGGAGCCGCUCCGGAUGCAACUGAUCAACUUAAAUAUAUAUAAAUGUAUAUAAAUACUUAUUUCAAGGAUUUUGUAGGUUGAAGGAAAAAAAUUCGACCUGAGCCGGGAUUUUAAGGGUCUCUGCACAUUACCAGGGAGAUCUGCAUUUUAGGACAUGGAAUUUUACAUUUUGUUUCAACUGGGUGGGUUCAGAAUUGCUUUAUUUCCAAAGAAGCUGAUUCAUUUUCUGCUUAUUCAAAAGGGCUUUUUCCCUUUGGAUUUUUCAUCAAUCUGGUUGGUCCAAGAGUCCGCUGAAAAGAACAGUUGAAUGCAGCCUUCGAUGUGCACAAAAGAAUGGGUUUCCAUUCAAGGUGGCCAUUGGUGGGACCUGCACCAGUGGCUCUGAGUGUAAUCAGCAUGCUCCUUGCGUGCCUGCUGUCUCCUGCAUCAUGCACAACCUGCCCUCAAAAAUGCCGCUGUGAGGACCUGCAGUUCUACUGCGACACCCAGGGGCUAAAGGCACCCCCAGACGGAGUGGACAAAGGGGCUCUGGGCCUGUCCUUACGACACAACAGCAUUACUGAGCUCAGCUCUGAUCAGUUUUACGGUUUUAGCCAGCUCACAUGGUUACAUCUCGACCACAACCAGAUUACCACAGUACAAGAGGAUGCCUUUCAAGGACUAUAUAAAUUGAAAGAUCUCAACCUAAGCUCCAAUCGAAUCACCAAGUUGCCCAAUACAACCUUCAUACACCUCAUAAACCUUCAAAUACUGGACCUGUCCUUUAAUCAAAUGACUUCACUGGAACCAGAACUAUUCCAUGGACUAAGGAAGCUUCAGAUACUUCACCUACGCUCCAAUUUACUUCGUACUACACCUGUUCGAGCAUUUUGGGACUGUCGCAGUCUGGAAUAUCUGGGACUAAGCAACAAUCGUCUGCGUAGCCUGGCUCGGAAUGGAUUUGCUGGGCUCAUCAAGCUUAAAGAGCUCCACUUGGAGCACAAUCAGCUGACCAAGAUUAACUUGGCCCAUUUCCCUCGUCUUGUUGCUCUCCAGUUUCUAUAUCUGCAAUGGAAUAAGAUAAACAACGUAACAUGUGGCAUGGAAUGGACAUGGACAACUUUAGAAAAGCUGGACCUAACAGGAAAUGAAAUCCGUGUCCUUACACCUGAUGUUUUUCAAACGCUGCCAAAUUUAAAAAUGUUGCUAUUGGAUAACAACAAACUAAGCAGUCUGGAUGCACAGGUUCUGGAUAUGUGGCAGUCUUUGGGUACAAUUGGGCUGUCCAGCAAUCUUUGGGAAUGUACCAAAAGGAUUUGCUCUCUGGCCACUUGGCUAAGCACCUUUAAGGGAAGGUGGGAACAUUCCAUUCUCUGCCACAGUCCUGAGUAUGCCCAAGGUGAGGAAAUACUUGAUGCAGUUUAUGGAUUCCAGCUUUGCCAGAACUUUUCAGCACCAGUCAUUCAGACCAUUAGUACAACCACAGACGCUACUGCAGCUGCAGAGAUCACAAGCUCCUUGUUUGGAAUUAUGCAGCCAACCCCUACACAAGACUAUGCAGAGGAUUUUGGGAGCUUUACCACAGUUGUUACCAUUACCACCACCACAACACAAACACCACGCACUGCUCAAGCAACUACUGCUUUGUUGGAAGAGGAAUCUGUGACAGAUGACUUUUCAGCUAUGGACAACACUCUUAUGACUCAAAGGGUCAUCAUUGGAACUAUGGCGCUUCUUUUUUCAUUCUUUAUCAUAAUUUUUGUUGUGUAUAUCUCACGAAAGUGCUGCCCUCCCACCCUGAGAAGGAUACGUCACUGUUCAGCUAUUCAAAAUCGCAGACAGAUGAGGACCCAGCAACGACAGCCAAUGGCGGACCUCGCCACACAGGUACCCUAUAAUGAGUAUGAACCCAGCCAUGAAGAAGGGGCACUUGUGAUCAUCAACGGGUAUGGGCAGUGCAAGUGUCAGCAGCUGCCUUACAAAGAGUGUGAAGUAUGAACUCGUAUUUAUUUCUCUACCAUGUGGUUUGUCAUUUGACCAUGUAAAAUGAUACAGGGUUUACUUUUUGAUUUUUUUUCAGUAUAUGUAAAAAGCAUAAUUUCUACAAGAGAGAUUUGAAAAUAUGUGAAAUAGUAAAAAGAUAUUGAAAGCUACAUACACAAGGCUGGACAGCUAUGAUAUGUAGAGAUAGUCACAAAUUUAUUUUUCUAUAAAUGCAAGGUUGUUCAUAUCAACCAGGGGCAAUCAUUUUAAAGAAAAAAAUUUUAACUGUGAGAUUUGUCUCUACAUCGUCUAUAUUUCAGCACAGUUACCACUUACAAAAUGGCCAUCCGUUAACAGAAUACAAUAUGUGAGGAUGUAAAUUAUGUCACGUUUCUGCCAACAGAUGUUAAGCAUUUAAUGUUUCUGCAAGCCAAUAUUCAAAAACAAGAAAAAUUACUUACCGUAACCCCGUUUUCUGGUUUUAUAGAUUGAUCAUUUAGCUGCAGUUACAUGUGCAAAAUGUCUUUGAUCGGAUCAAAACUCAGAUUAUAAUUGAACUGUGCACGUGGGCCCAAAACUGUAUCCGAUUAUAACAAACGUUUACAUACGCCAAACUUUCAAUCGGAAUAAAUCAUUUUGACAUGCGCAGAACUAUCUAAAAUACUGGAAAUGGCAGUAUAAGAAUAGCAAGUUUCAUUGUAAACAAACAAAGCUGCAGCAUAAAGCGUGAUGAUCUUCUAAAGUUGCUUUAAUUAUUGUUAUGAAUAUUAUUAAGGGCCUGUUCGCUCAUAAUUUCUAAAUGUGUGAGGCCAGCCAGUGCUUUAUUCUAGGCAGCACAGACCCGGAAGAAGGGUUAAGGUUAGGUUAAUACGUGUCAACAACAACAUUUAGCCUUGAAUGCACUUAAUCCGUGUGUUCAAUGCCGUAAUGUGCAUUUUAGCUGCACGUAAAUAUGUGGGAAUAACAUCUGCCUUUAUUGGAAACACAAAUUCAUAUGAUUGUUUACACGGUUCCUCAGGACUGCACGGAGCGGCAUUUUCACAUUUAAUACCCGCCUACGCCAGCUCACACACCGUCCCAAAGCUUCUCCUCUGCUAAGGGACACCGCACUCCCCAGAGACAUGGUUCUCCAGCUGGGUGACGCAAAGCAGCGGGACGGACAAGUCCGGCAGCUCUGCACAAGAAAAUAGUUUGAUCGCGCAGCACACUGGUCUUGUUCAAGCUCCAAAGCCUCCCCUGGAGCCCCACACCGUCAACACAUGACGUAAAACCCAGAGCAUUGGUGACCCACAAUCGGAAUGAACUGCUUAUAUGCAACACGAUCGGCUCAGCAAUCGGCAUAAUCCACCUAUCUCGAUCGGAAGGAAAUUUUUAUCCGAAUGAGUCUCAUAGGGGCAGAGUAUUCCGAAGGGUCUGUUUACAUGCAUUCUUAUUCUGAUCAGGAGUUUAUUCCGAUUACUUUUGCCCAUGUAACCGCAGCUACAGAUGGAUUGAAUGGUAGUGACUCUAAACCUUAACCCUAAAUAACCAAUUUCAAAUCUUCUAAAGUGAGAAAAUACUUUAAUCCAAGUGAAAAUAAAAACAAUAAAGGCAUAAUUUGACCAAAUCAACUAAGAGCCAUGUAUCUCAUUUUUAGGUCAAGCUGAAUGGUACUUUGGGUUUCACAAGCACCAUUUAGUUCCUGUCAUCUGCUGUCCAAAAUUCUGGAACUAAUAAGUUUCAUGUUUCGCAUUACAAACAAAACAGUUUUUCAUAAUUGCAUAUCCAUUUCCAAAAUGAUAUGUAAAAAAAUACAUUUUUAAAAUCAAUUUCAUUACAUCAAACAAAUUUAUUAUGUGAAACAUCAAUAAGAGGGUAACAAAAACAUAAAGUGCCACAUAGAAAAGUUAUUUUAGAAAAAACAAAGCCUUUUGCUUGGAUCCUAUCCUUUCAGCUACUUAUUCACUAAUGAGGAGAGACAGGCUUAAGAUUGAACUAAUUAAGGCCAGGCAAAAUGGAUCUAAUACUCUCACCCACACCAGUGAUUAACCAACAUUUGAGCACUUCACACAGAUUUAGUUGUACUACAAUAAUCCCUCACAGCCACAAUACCAUUAAACCUUUUCCUUAAAGACACUUCUUUAUGAAGUUGUCAUUUAAAGUCAGAAAUAUUAUUAAUAAAACUACAAACACCUGUUUAAGAUUUGGACUAAAAACGUAUGCUGCCUAUGUCAGUCAAGAGUGACAAGUGACAAGGCAACACCCUUUGCUGAUUAAGAAACAUUUGUAUGCAGGACGGCAUGGACAUUAGUAUCACAGUGAAGGUGCUGCUGCAGCUUCACACAAACUUAGUGCUUAGUUUGGCAGUGGGGGGAGGAUGAAAGCCAGAGAAACUAGGAAGAAAA